Postia placenta MAD-698-R-SB12 is the source of this 768-nucleotide messenger RNA. RefSeq lists its product as hypothetical. Lineage: Eukaryota; Fungi; Basidiomycota; Agaricomycetes; Polyporales; Adustoporiaceae. The record is from RefSeq and is a predicted model, not a curated record. The annotation marks the transcript as partial. The transcript is spliced from 2 exons.
GUCCUCGGCAGCGUGAGACCCCCCUAGACAUCCAACUUUCACAUACGACAAUCGGGAACACUCUCAGAUGAUGCUGCAGACGCACACGCGUGGCGCCGUCCAAGGUCUGUCCCUUCGCUGCCAUCUUCAGCCGUGUGGGCGACCCUCUGGUGCCCGCACACACAAACACGGUCUCACAUUCUGCCUGCGACGUGCGCUGGCGAUUGGCCUGGCUGAUGCGUGAUGGGGGACGCUUCUCCCGGUGGUUAGCAGGCUCUGACCCUGCCCGCACGAUCGUCUCGCCCGUGGAAGCCCAUCCACGCGACCUCGCAUGCCGUCACAUUCCCAAUGCUGGCGUCGUACAUUCCCAUCCUUCUGCUCCUCGGUGCGCGAGCAGUCCCAGGCCGGCUUGCGGCAUUUGCGCGCGCUAACGCCAUGUAUCGUUGAGAUUUCCGGAACUUUGACCGAUCGCGUUCAGCAAGGCAGGAUGAUCAUUCGCGCCGAACAGAUUAUCGUGAUCGAAACAUCCAGGCUUGCUGCAGUCAGGGACAUGCAGUGGCAAUGUUCUGUCAUGUCUGAGAUGGCGAGGAAAGUCAUUCACCAUGGUAUAUACACGCGUCGACCUAUUUGGUAGAAACGAGAGUAGCUGCUCAAUAGUGACGGGUUAGGGUUAUUGAAAGGGCAGGAGAUUUGCCAAAUUAAGUCGCGGAGUCCAAUCACCACUUCAUUCACGUAUAUCUGUAGCUGAAGCAGCCACGUUACUAUGUAGUGCGACUUUUAUACCGCUGU